AAAAAUGUAAAAAUUUUAUUGUAGAUAAGGUUUCCACAUGUUUAUCUCAAACACAACCACUAAAAAUUCACUGCAUUAAGCUUUCAGCGUGUGUUGUCCUUGCAGGACGCAACCUGCUGGACUACUUACCUUUUCCCUACACGCGUCUCAUACUAUGAGUUUCCUAGAUUUAACUGAACCUUGGGGGAAAAACCUCUCAAACCCCUUUUUCGCAGACGCACAGCGCUCUGCUGCUGAUGUUGAGCUUCCUGGAGCUGUUUCUCAUACUCAAUCACCCAUUGUCACGGGUUCCUCGGUUCUUGCCUUAAAAUUCAACGGAGGUGUAAUGAUUGCCGCUGAUAACCUUGCCUCCUACGGCUCUUUAAUGCGUUUUUAUGACGAAGAACGACUGACAAAGGUUGGUAACAACACGGUUGUCGGCGUCGGAGGUGAUAUUUCUGACUACCAGCACAUUCAGCACAUUCUCGAUAAGCUGGAGAUUAAGGAGCAGUACAAUAAUGACGGUCACGCUUUAGAGCCUUCUCAUGUGCAUGAAUACCUUGCAAGAUUGUUUUAUUACCGUCGUAGCAAAAUGGACCCUUUGUGGAACCAGGCCAUCGUUGCCGGCGUUGACGGCCCAAACAAAGAGCCUUAUAUUGCUUUUGCUGACCUUCGUGGCACUACAUACACCUCUGAGGCAAUUGCUACUGGUUUUGCCGCUCAUCUUGGCAUGCCUUUGUUGCGUAAGGUGACAGAGGACGAUAAAUGGAAGUCCCUUACCAAGGAACAGGCCCGUGCUGUCAUUGACGAUUGCAUGCGUGUCCUCUUCUACCGUGAUGCCGGCAGCCUGAACAAAUUCUCCGUUGCUACAAUCACUGCUGAGGGCAUUGAGUUUUUAACCAACCAAAAAGUGUCGUCUAACUGGGCCUUUGCCGAGAAGCAAUACGGCUAUGGUUCCCAGAAUGUAUAGACCAUGAUGAAUGAAUGAAGUUGAAACGGCGUACGAGUACCUGAGGGAGAAUUAGUGAGUGUGGAUGCUGAUAGUUCUCGUGCAUGGCUCUUGCAAGCGGAUAGUGAUGCUCCUGACUUGGUGUCCCUUGGAUCGCUCCGUCAGCUCUCCCUUGCUUUUUGAGGCUUGUUUCGAGUCGUUCUUCUGUCGCUAGAAGUGACUUCUUACGUAGAGAAGGUAGAACCCGAGGAAGCUAGUACCAUACUAUGAACGUUGAUAUGUACCAGUAAGCUAAUCAAGAAAAAAGAAGUUCGGAAAGAGUUGAUUAUUCGUUGUUAAGUGGUUUGAUUAAUGGAUGAAAUAGCGGUGAUUUCCUUUUUGAUAUGACUGGAA
Molecule: messenger RNA, 1321 nt
Organism: Schizosaccharomyces japonicus yFS275
Lineage: Eukaryota; Fungi; Ascomycota; Schizosaccharomycetes; Schizosaccharomycetales; Schizosaccharomycetaceae
Product: 20S proteasome component beta 7
Exons: 1
Coding region: 155-949 (264 amino acids)
Biological process (GO): protein catabolic process; proteasomal ubiquitin-independent protein catabolic process; proteasome-mediated ubiquitin-dependent protein catabolic process
Cellular component (GO): proteasome core complex; cytoplasm; proteasome storage granule
Source: RefSeq, a predicted model, not a curated record